Betta splendens (Siamese fighting fish) is the source of this 2579-nucleotide messenger RNA. RefSeq names its product WD repeat domain 43 (gene wdr43). Gene Ontology annotation, cellular component: nucleolus. Lineage: Eukaryota; Metazoa; Chordata; Actinopteri; Anabantiformes; Osphronemidae. The record is from RefSeq and is a predicted model, not a curated record. Bases 70 to 2016 code for a protein of 648 amino acids. Gene Ontology annotation, molecular function: protein binding. Gene Ontology annotation, biological process: maturation of SSU-rRNA from tricistronic rRNA transcript (SSU-rRNA, 5.8S rRNA, LSU-rRNA). The transcript has 18 exons.
GCGCAUGUGCAGGAAGGCCACACGUGGAUUGUGUAAACCAGCUACGCAGACUUACGCAGCUCUUCAGAAAUGGCGGCCGACGGUGGCAGUUCUUUUCUGCAGCUACCCUGCGUUUUUUCACCCAAAUCAAAACAGUAUUUAGCGUUGUGUGCUCAGGACGGCAGACUUCGCGUGUGGAACACAGACAGCAAAACACUUCAUCAAGAAUAUGUGCCUUCAUCCCAUCUGAGUGCUACAUGUACCUGCAUAGCAUGGGGACCAUGCCGGACAGUGAAGGAGGGGCCUCAGAGGAAGAAGAGGAAAUCGGAGGCAGUGCAGGUGGAGGUGAAGCCAGACCUGCUGGCGAUGGGCACAGCCGUAGGAACUGUGCUGAUCUAUAGUGCAGCGAAGGGAGCGCUGCAAUGUACCCUGGAUGGGGGCCAUAGUGGAGGAGUGAAUUGUGUUCAGUGGCAUCCUGAAGACAGUUUAUUAUACAGCGGUUCAGAUGAUACAAACAUUAUUGAGUGGGACCUGCAGACCGGCAAGAUGCGGAGUAAGUGGAAGGCGGACCGUGCAGCAGUUACCAGCUUGUGCGUGAGCCCUGAUGGCAAACUGCUGCUUUCAGCUGGACAGAUAAUCAAGAUGUGGAACUUGGCCACCAAGGAGAUUUACAGAAAAUUCACAGGUCACACCACGUCUGUGACGACCCUGCGCUUUGCCACCUCACGUACUCCUGACAGUAACGGCCUGUAUUUCCUGUCCGGGGCUGCUCAUGAUCGACUACUCAGUGUCUGGCAAGUGCGAGAAGACGGUAAGGACAAGAACUCGGUGGUGUCCUUCACACUGACAGCUGAGCCACAGAACAUCGACCUCAUCACAUCAAACAGCAAAGAAGAGGCGGUACGGUUAGCAGUGGUGUGUAAGGAUGGGCAGCUGCAUUUCUUCGAGCACUUUUUGAAUGGGCCCUGUAAGAAACCCUUGGCACCUUCAUGUACAGUGCAAAUGUGUGACACCAAGGACUCCCCAGCCCCGAUUCCCCUGCUGGCAGCUGCCCUUGGAGCGGAUCCUCGGACCGUGCUGCUGGCCUACGGCAACCACCUACAGCCUGUGAUUGAGAAAGUGGAGAUCAACACAGCAGAGAAACGCAUCAGUUUGACUCGAGAUGUUCAGACCAGCUUGUCCCUUUCCAUGGAGACCUCCAUUUCCAAGGUGAAAACCCCAGUUGUGAAUAUCAGUAGCAAAGUACUGGUCCCAGGAGUUCCUGGACAUCAGGCCCCAGUGAAGGGAGCUCCCCAGGCAUCAGGGAAGAGAAAAAAAGACACGGACACCAAAGAGAUGUCGAUAGCAGAGCGACUGGGAGAAGUCAGUCUGUCUGAAGUCUCCACAGAGAAGGGGGCUACAAAAGGAGUGGCCUCCCUACAAACGGAUAACUUCGCAGUCCUGCUGGUGCAGGGCCUUGAGAGCAGUGACGCCAGCAUCCUUAAUAAAGUGUUUCAGACUCGCAAAGAGAUGGUCAUAAGGAAGACGGUUGCCCGGUUACCGGUACCUGCUGUUUUACCAUUGGUGGAGGAAAUCACAAAGAGAAUCCAAGGUCACCCCUUCAUGGCAGUGCUAAUGGUGCGGUGGCUCAAGGCUGUACUAAUUAAUCACACAUCAUACCUGGUGUCGCUGCCAGAUGUGGUUUCCCAGCUGGCAGUGCUUUAUCACAUGAUUGAAAGCAGAGUGAAGAUGUUCCACAAACUAUCAAAGCUGCAUGGGAAACUGUAUUUGCUAAUGACACAGGUGCCGACAAGUGACAGCAGUAACAACGUCACAGAUGCUGACCACACAGCCAAGCUGGUGUACGAAGAGGAAUCAUCUGAUGAAGAUGACGCGUCUGGUGAUGAAGCGCUUCCUGAUGAUGACUCUGAUAACUGGGAGGAAGAGGAGGCGAUGGAGGAGAAAAUGGCCGAAGAUCACAGCGACGACCCCGAUGGAACAGAAUCCCAAGCUAACGGCCAGGAAGACAUGCAGCAAGAGGAAUAUGAGGAUGAUUGAGAAAAGCCAAUCUCACAUAAAAUAGACCUGAGAGAGUUAUAUAUAAAUAUAUACUUUCAUUUUAUUUUCAUGCUUUUGAUUUUAUUAUCAAAACAAAGUGGUUUUACAAAAUCAAAGGACACAUUGAAAUGUGGGCUACCUGGCCACCCCCGACCCCCCCCCCCGAAUGAGGAAUUUAUGCAACAAUUUGGACAGAGGGAGAACACACUGCAAAUCGAACCCAGUUCUCCUGAUGCAUCUCCAUCCGAGCUCGUGUGCGCCAAAACCUGCAGGUGCCGUUUAGUUUUACAGCUGAUCAGAGCGUUCUGUGUUCUCUUCUAACCCACCUUUAUAGUCCUUGGUGACAACUUGUUCAGCGGAGAUCUGGAGAACAAACAAGGAUGCAGGGCUCCACUUGUUUGUUGUAUAGAAUACUGCACGAACCAGAGUUGGGCUGGCAAGAUGGUGGCCAUACAUCAUGUCCUCACCUGGUGUAAAUCUGUUUGUACAGUGAAGUGUUUGUAUGAGCUCUUUCCUCUACAGCUUCCCCCAUUAAACCUUGGGAUUAAAUGAACUCCACUAAG